Molecule: messenger RNA, 1408 nt
Organism: Cynocephalus volans (Philippine flying lemur)
Lineage: Eukaryota; Metazoa; Chordata; Mammalia; Dermoptera; Cynocephalidae
Gene: PXDC1
Product: PX domain containing 1
Exons: 5
Coding region: 1-696 (231 amino acids)
Molecular function (GO): phosphatidylinositol binding
Source: RefSeq, a predicted model, not a curated record
AUGGCCUCGGCGGUGUUUGAGGGCACGUCGCUCGUGAACAUGUUCGUGCGCGGCUGCUGGGUGAACGGCAUCCGUAGGCUCAUCGUCAACCGGCGCGGCGACGAGGAGGAGUUCUUCGAGAUCCGCACCGAGUGGUCGGACCGCAGCGUGCUCUACCUGCACCGCAGCUUCGCCGACCUGGGCCGCCUGUGGCAGCGCCUCCGCGACGCCUUCCCCGAGGACCCGCCCGAGCUGGCGCGCGCGCCGCUGCGGCAAGGACUGCUCGCCGUAAAGGAUGCCCACGACAUAGAGACCAGGCUGAACGAGGUGGAGAAGCUGCUGAAGACCGUCAUUGGCAUGCCCUGCAAAUAUUCUAGGUCAGAAGUUGUGCUCACCUUCUUCGAGAGAUCUCCUCUGGAUCAGGUGUUAAAAAAUGAUAAUGUACAUAAAAUUCAACCCAGCUUUCAAAGUCCAGUCAAAAUAUCAGAAAUAAUGAGGUCCAAUGGAUUUUGUUUGGCAAAUACAGAAACAAUAGUUAUCGACAACAGUAUACCCAACGGAAAAGACCAACACCUGGGCAUGGACCCGACUGAGCAUCUGUUUGAGAAUGGCAGUGACUUCACCUCGGAGCUGGACGAUGCUGACGACCCCACCGCUUAUGUCACCAAUCUGUCCUAUUACCACCUGGUCCCCUUCGAGACGGACAUUUUGGACUGAGCCUCUCCGCCCCGCCCCUCCCUGACGUCCCCACCCGGCUGCCCGGGCUCCGGGCUCGGGCUGACGCGGGGCGUGUCGCGGGCCACGCGGCUGCUGUUCCCAGGCUCCUGUCUCCGCUCGACACCGCCAGCCGCUGGUCCCCGCCUCGCUCCCGCGCUCUGUGCGGCUGGACAUAGGCUGCAGGGACAGGGUCGCUGGCCCAUUUGUCCUCACUGCCUCCGGCCCAGGGCCACGCGGCCACCCUCGCUCCCCACCGUUACGUCCAACGCACAAAACGUUCCGAGGGAGAUUUUGACGAGUCGCCAAAUUCUGGAUGACACAGGGGUUGUGAAAUAAUCCAGAGUUUCCCUGGGAAUCCGGACGUUGGCUUUUGUUUUUGCUUUUCAUCUUCUACCUGGGAACGGGGUUGGGGUCCAGCAAAGGAGCCUGCACAGAGGGUCGGGCACGACCGGGGAGUGUCGGCUGCCGGGAGGGGGCGCUGGCCCUGGGCGCCCGCCCGUGCGAGCUCCGCCGAGAGUCCACGUGGCCCUCGGGAGGAGCGGCUCGUUCUGGCCCGCCACCCCGCCCCGCAGCCCCUCUGCUCCAGAGAACCUGCAGGGGUGGGCUCCAGGGCGAGGAUCUGGGUCCUGCCAGCAGGGCUCCUCACAGCGUCUACUAACGACCAGCAUCUGCUAAUGUAAAUACUAGUAAGUUAUUGAGAAUUCUAAUUCUU